GCUGCGCUGUGAUCCGCCUCCCCGCGCUCCGCCGCCUCCCGCAGCCCCCCGCGCCCGCCCGCCCGCCCGCCCGCCGGGCCCUAGCCCGGCCCGCCCGGCCCCCGCCCCGGCCCCCGUCCGCGCUCGGCCCGGCCCGGCCCGGCCCGGCGCGGCCCCCGCCCCGCCCGCAGGCCGAGGGCCCCCCCCCCCCCCCCCGCCGGGCCCCAUGGAUAGGAACUACCCCAGCGCCGGCUUCGGGGACCCUCUGGGCGCCGGCCCGGGAUGGAGCUACGAGCGCUCGGCCAAAGCCAGCCUGGUGUAUGGUGGGUCCCGGACGUCGCACCCUGACACAGACAUCCUGCACCGGCAGGCGUACGCUGCCCCCCACCCCCUGCAGGGCUAUGCCACCAACCACCACCCCGCAGGCCUGUCCGGGCUCUUCGAGACAGGGCUCCAUCACGCCAGCAGCGCCACCCCAGAUGCCUCUGUCAUGAACCUCAUCUCGGCCCUGGAGUCACGGGCACCUCAGCCUGGCCCCUCAGCCUCCUCGCUGCUAUCCCAGUUCCGCACCCCCUCCUGGCAAACAGCCAUGCACACUCCGGCACCCGCUGAGCUGUUCAUCUCGGGCGCCAUCCCUGGGUCCGGCACCUUCCCCUCAUCAUCGGCGCUCUCGGCCUACCAGCAUCCAGCCUCCUUCAGCGGGCGCAGCUUCCCGGUCAGCUCCUCCCUCACCCUGCAGGACGCGGCCUUCAGCCCCAGCUCCAAUGGGCUCCUGUCCCCUCAUGACCCACUGCUGCACAUCAAGUCCUCACAGUCCAGCGUGCCCUCAUCCCUCAGCUUCGACCGCCUGGGCAGCGCUGUCCUUGGCACUGGCCUGCCCUCCCAGAGCUCAGCCUACCGCAGUGCCCAAGAGUCAGCUUCCCGGCAUCUCCCAUCUCAAUUCAACCUGCUCUCCUCCUCCCUGGGGCCCCCCUCAGACCAGACCUCACAGCUCUACAAUGCCUCAGUCUUCUCCAGCUCGCCUGCCUCCUCCAUGGACCGUGCCAUCCCCCGCCAGGACAGCGUCAUCAAGCACUACCAGCGCCCCUCCAGCGCCCAGCCCCAGCUGCCAGCUGCCCACUCCCUCCAGCACUACCUGAGCUGUGGGGGCAGCUACCAGCAGAUGCCCCAUCGCUCCAGCCUCUCCUGCAGCCCCUUGGGUGACCAGUCGCCUGCCAGCUCCGAGAGCUCCCAGCAGCAGCAGCAACAGCAGCAGAAGACCCCUCAGGCCCAGCGCCAGGAGCCUUCACAGACCUAUCGGCCCAUCAUCCAGUCGCCUGGGUACUCGAGUGCAGCUGGUGGCUCCUCCUCCAAGUCCAAGAGCUACUCAGCCUCUCGCCAGACCCCGCGUUCCACCGCCACGCCCAAGUGCCAAAGCAGCUACACCUCAUCCACCCCCAAGCCCAGCUCCGUCAUCGCCAGCCAGUCCCAGGCUUAUUCCCCAGGUCAACCCCAAAGCCUGCUGUCCAUGACCCAGCCCCAAAGCUACUCAGUCAGCCAGCCCCAGAAUCUCUCCUCGGCUUCGCAGGCCUCCCAGGGCUUCAGCACCAGCCAAGCACAAGACCUGACGAGUGUCAGCAAGGCACAGAGCUACCCCACAGGACAGGCGCAGCCUGGCGGGCAGGGCGGGCAAGGUGGGCAGGGGCUGCAGACAUGUGGGAGCCAGAGCCAGACGUACUCCCCUGAGCAGCUGCAGGGGCUGUCCUCAGUGGGCUACAGCGUGCAGACAGAGCCCCAUGUCUCGGUCAGCCAGACACCCAGCUACGUGCCAGCCCACUCGCAGGGCAUACCCACCGCCAGUCCCUCACUCAGCUACAGCACCGGGCACUCCCCAGCAAUGCCAGGCCAUGCCCAGCCCAUUGGCUACAGCCAUGGGCAGACCCUGCCUGAGUCCAGCCCAUCCCAGAUCAUCCGCCCACUCCAGUCACCCACGGCCAAUCGGCCCCAGAGUGUGGCCUCACCCGGACAGUCCCAGAAGUACUUGAGCUCAGUGCUGUCACCUUCCUUCAUGCAGCCAGGUCAUGGGCAGAGCUAUGGCAGUUCCCAGGCCACCCUAGAGCGAGCACCCUCCUACAGCAAGGCCAAGGCGGAUUCAGACCUGCUGUCUACCGAGCGCACAGAGGAUGAGGACUUCCUCAUCCAGCACCUGCUGCAGAGCCAGAGCCCGCCCCGGGUGCCAGCUGAGGGUCUGGUGCAGUGUGAGGAGAGGGGUGCCAAGGGCUUGGGCUAUGGGGGGCUGAGCAAGUCAGAGGAGCGGUAUCACCUCCAGAGUGUCAUCCGCACCAACUCCAACCUAGACAACCAGGGCCUGGAGCUGUCUCUGCAGGGCCUGAAGGACAAGAAGAAAGGGGAGCGGGCCAAGGAGUAUCCUCAUGCCCGCUCCACCCCGGAGUCCCUGGCUACCUCGGUAGUUCACUACAGCCACCAGGCUGGCUCCAUAGACUCCUAUGCCCAGGACAUCAAGAAGUCAGUGGAGCACCUCCAAGGUGGCCACCUGGACACGGGGGGUAAAGACAUGGCUCAGGCCCAUUCCUAUAUGCAGAAGACCCCUGAGCAUGCCCCCCAGUCCCACCGCAUGGUGGCCGAGCCCCCACCCAUGGAGCCCCAUGGGCUGCUGCCUGGGCAGCAGGGGGCACCGCUGAUGAUGGACUCGCCACCAGACCUGCCCCAGCUGUCCCUGCCCCAUCCACCGCCCCCCCAGCAGGCACCACAGCAGCCGCAGCAAACCCAGCUGUUGCAGUCAGUGCUGACACACACCCAGAGCCAGCUGCACCCCCGCAGCAAGGUGCGGACACCACUGGAUGUCCACCUGCUGGAGUCACAGCGCAUGCACCCACCUGAGGCCCCCUCACCCCAACUGCAGCUCCAGGCACUGGAGGCCCACCUCCACCAGGCCCACGUCCGGUCGCAAGGCCUGGAGCCCCAGCAGUCACCCCAGCUCCAGGCCCAGCUGCCACCGGAAGGCAUGGAGGUGAUGCCUCAGGGCGAUGCCAUGAGGGGCCUCUCCCAGCCCCAGGAGAUCCAAGACUUUUUGGAACCCGAGCUGAGCUUGGAGUCCCAUCUGGGCCAAGGGGCUGGGGUCCAACCCCAGUCGCACCUGCUCCCCGAUGCCGGCCUGGACCCCGACACCUCCCAACAGGUGCCACAACCCCAAAUGGAGGGCAAGGACCAGUUUGAGAGUGGCAGCCCCCAGGGCUCCAAGCAGCGCUUCGUGCCUCUCACGUCCAUCUGCUUCCCUGAUUCCUUGCUGCAAGACGAAGACCGCAGCUUCUUCCCUGGCAUGGAGGACAUGUUUGGCCCCACAGCCUGCGGCCCUGAUGAGUUCCCCAAGUCUGGCUGCCCCGAGGAAGAGCCCCCCAAUAUGGAGCGGCCUGAAGGCUUGAAAGCCCCCAGCUACGACAUGAUGCCAGCCGGGCAGGGCUACCAGAGCUACUGCCCACCGGAGGGGGGAGACAGCCAGCACUUGGGGCUGGAGUCAGUGGCAGUGAAACAUGAGCUGCCAUCCACCGUGAACACGGAGCAGCUGGGGCUCAUCCAGGGUGGGCACGGGGGUGCCCCUGACGGUGGCACCAAGCAGCCAGGCCUUACCUCGCCCAUCUUCUGUUCCUCCAAGCCUAAGAAGCUGCUCAAGACCUCAUCUUUCCACCUACUGAAGAAGCGGGAGCCGCCCUUCCAGCCACCCAAGAAGACCUAUGCCCAGGAGUAUGAGUUUGAGGAUGAUGAGGACAAGGAGGACGUGCCUGCCGACAUCCGCCUCAACAACCGCCGCCUCCCCGACCUCCUGCCUGACCUCAUCUCCAGCUGCCGGGCUCGGCCCAGCCUCAGCCCCAUGGGCGACAUCGACUUCUGCCCCCACAACAGCGCUGCCGAGGGCCCCAAGAAACGGGGGCGCAAACCCACCAAGCCCAAGCGGGAGGGGCCGCCCCGCCCCCGCGGCCGCCCCCGCAUCCGCCCCCUGGCCGAGCCCCACGGCGUCCUGCCCCCCGAUGGGGCCAAAAAGCCCCGGGGGAGGGGCCGGGGCCGGGGCAAGAAGGGAGGCGAGGAGGGGGGCGAAGGGAUGGGCAUGGAGCCCCUCAAGCCACUCAAGAUCAAGCUGGCAGUGCCCAAGAGUGGGGAGGGGGCCCCGGUGGAGGCGGCGGCGCCCCCCACCCUGGCGCCAGCCGAGAGCGGGCUGGACAGCAGCCAGACACGGGAGAAGAUCAAGCAGAAGAUCAAGGAGGUGGAGGAGAAGCAGCCGGAGAUGAAGUCAGGCUUCAUGGCCUCUUUCCUGGACUUCCUCAAGUCUGGCAAGCGGCAGCAGCUGCCCACAGCAGCCACCAGCCCCUCCAAGACACCGCGUCCCCCCUCUGCCUCAUCCUCUGCAGCCGCCCAGCCCCCCUUUGGCGUGGCCCAGCCCCCCAUGCUGCCUGGUGGGCUGGACGGAUCCGAGAGCGAGGGGCUGGUCAUGAGCUGCACCAGUCCCUGCAAGCGCCUAGAUGAAGAGCUCAAGCGCAAUCUGGAGACCCUGCCAUCCUUCUCCUCUGAUGAGGAGGACUCGGUCAGCAAGAACCAAGACCUGCAGAAGAGCAUCUCCUCAGCCAUCUCUGCCCUCUACGACCCCACUGACCGCAAGGACACUGACGGGGCCGAUGCCCCCCCAGUGGAGGAAAAGCUGCCCAGCCCCGCCCCCUCGGAGACCUCCCAGCAAGAGCUCCCUCCAGCUCCCUCCCCUGUGUCCCCAAAGGAGCCUCCCCCGCUGCCACCCCCUGAGGAGCCCCCAGCCCAAGCCUCCCCUGAGCAAGAGGAGCCUGAGGACUCGCGGCCGCUGCACCUGGCCAAAAAGCAGGAGACAGCAGCCAUCUGCGGGGAGACGGAUGAGGAUGAGGCUGAGAGUGGGGGCGAGGGCAUCUUCCGUGAGCGGGACGAGUUCGUCAUCCGGGUUGAGGACAUCCAGGCCCUCAAGCUGGCACUGCAGACAGGCCGGGAGCCACCCCCCAUCUGGCGGGUGCAGAAAGCACUACUACAGAAGUUCACUCCCGAGAUCAAGGAUGGGCAGCGGCAGUUCUGUGCCACCAGCAAUUACCUGGGCUACUUCGGUGAUGCCAAAAACCGGUACCAGCGCCUCUAUGUCAAGUUCCUGGAAAACAUCAACAAGAAGGAUUAUGUUCGUGUCUGUUCCAAGAAGCCCUGGCAUCGGCCGCUGCAGGCUGUAAGGAGGCAGAGUCAGCCCAAGGCCUCAGGUCCCAAGGCCCCGGCACCGCCCAAGUCUGAGAAACCAGAGGCUCCAGAGCACGCAGAGAAGCUGGAGAAGCCGCCCAAGCCUGAGAAGACCCCAAAAGCUGAGAAGCUGGAGCGGGCACCCAAGCCCGAAAAGCUGGAGAAGGCCCCAAAGGUGGAGAAGCCAGAGCGGGUGCCCAAGCCGGAGAAACCCCCUAAGGCGGAGCGGGCUGAGAAGCCGCCUCGGCCAGACAAGCCAGCCAAGGCGGAGAAGGCUCCCAAGGCAGAGAAGCUGGAAGCACCAGCCCCCACCCCUCCCAAGGCUGCCCCGGGUGGCACCACCAAACCCAAACCCAAACCCGCCAAGGUGAAGGCUGAGCCACCCCCCAAGAAGAGGAAAAAAUGGCUCAAGGAGGCGGCGUCCUCCUCGGACUCAGACUCCAGUCCUGACCAGCAGAGCGAGGAGGAGCGGGUACCGACGGGCCGGGUCCUGAACACACGGGCCAUGAAGGAGAUGUACCGCAGCUAUGUGGAGAUGUUGGUCAGCACUGCCCUCGACCCAGACAUGAUCCAGGCCCUGGAGGACACCAAUGAUGAGCUCUACCUACCUCCCAUGAGGAAGAUUGAUGGGAUCUUGAAUGACCACAAGAAGAAGGUCCUGAAGCGGGUGACGCUGAGCCCCAUGCUGCAGGAGGCGCUACACACCUUCCCCCAGUUGCACGCAGAACCGGGUGAAUCUCUAGUGAAGUUACGCCCAGCCGGGGAGCCCUACAACCGCAAGACCCUCAACAAGCUGAAGAAGAAUGUGUCCAAGCCGCAGGAGUUCAAGGUGGAUGUGGAGAAGUCGUUCUUCUAUACACUGUACCAUUCCCUCCAUCACUACAAGUACCACACCUUCCUGCGCUGCAAAGACGAGACGACAGCCAUCGAGGGGCAGGAUGAGGACCUGGGCCAGGAGGAGGUGGUUCAGCAGUGCAUGCGGAACCAGCCCUGGCUGGAGAAACUCUUCGACUCCUUUAGCGACCUCCUCACGCAGGCUCAAACCAAGUGUGCGUGACCCCGACCAUGGCUCCCUGCGGGGGGGAGGGAGGGGGAGCAAGGGUGCCCCCAUCCACACAGGCACCCCCCCACCCACCCCCAGACCCCCUGGCACUGGGCUGAGUUGGGAGAGGGGCUCCGGACUGAGAGGUGGAGGGAAGCCCAUGUUUCUGGGCCUUGGUGUAAGUUGGGAACCCUGCCCCUGAGUUCCCCCUGCACCCCCCAACUCUGAUGGAGCCCUUAUGGGAGGGUAGAUAAUUUUGGGGGGAUCCCCUCCAGGAUCAACCCCCCCAUCCUAGCCUGGGAGGUGACUUCCUGCCUAGGGGGGCUCUGGGGUCAGUAGAUGCCCCCCCCCCACUCCCCUUCCCAUACGGAGAAAUCUUAUUUAUAUAUAUAUGUAUAAAUGUCUAUUUAGCAGCAGCUUUUCUCUGUAUGGGGCAGGGGGGCCCUCCCCAGCCUGGGGGGGGAUGUGUCAGAGAAGAGGGGUCUGGUGGGUUAGAAGAGGGGCGGGAGGGCACAGAGCCAGGACUCCUGGGUUCCACCCCCAGCUCUGGGAGGGGAGUGGGGUCUAGCGGGUUAAAGUGUCAGGGACCUGGGAGCCAGGACGCCUGGGUUCCCUCCUCAGCUUUGAAUGGGGAACAGGGUCUUGAGGGUUCGAGGGGGGCAGCAGGGACCCAGGACUCCUGGGUUCUACUCUGGGUUUGUCCCUGCAAUGGCCAGGCUGUCCCAGCCCCGCUCCCCAUGGUGGGGGGCUCUCUCUAAAGUAUUAGUACUCGGGGUACAAUGCCUCUGCAGUGGGAGCAGAGGCCAGUUGGGGCAGGAGGUCACCCCCUGCAUGGCCCAGCGGGUGCCUCCCAGGACUGACAAUGCCCCCCACUUGCCCCCUACCAAGCUAUUUAUUGCCAAGGGUGUCCCCUACCUUUAAAAUUGGUCUUGCCCCACUCUGCCUCCCCAUCUGUGUGUGUGUGCGCGCGGGGGGGGGGGGGACUGGGACAAGGGAGGGUCUCACCCCCUGGGCCAGGGGGGUGGAGCCCAUGAACUGCUUGUGCUUCCCCAGGGGAUUACUGACCCCCCCCCGCCCCCCCACGCGAACUUUAAAGAGGGUGUGGGGGUUGAUGCCCUGCCCCCAUCCACAUCAGCCCCACCCCCUCACGAAUAUUCUCCCCCACCUCACCCCUCUCCUCCCUUUCUCUCUGGCCGUGGAUUUUGGGGCGCGCGAGGGGAGGGGGUGGGGAGGGCUUAUUUUUUUGUUGUUGGUGUGUUUUUUUUACCGGCGGAUCUCGUUGUACAUAGUGUAUAGGGUCAAAGUGUAUGUAUCAUAUUGUAUUUGACUAACUGAACCAAUGCGGCGGCCCUCCCCCCACCCCCAGCCCCUUGCCAGCCCUCCCCACCCUUUUGGCCCUGCCCCCACCCUUAGCUGUGCAGUACCUGGGGUUGAACCGAAUUUUGAAUGAGGCCGUGGCCCCACCCACCCCCUCCUUUCAUCCCCCUUCCUUUCUUGUUUUUUUAUAAUUAUAAUAAUUAUUAUUAUUAUAUAUAUUGGGGGGGGAGGGCCUCGAGCCCCAGUCACUGCCUCUCCCAACAUCCCCAGAUGCACUCCCCCCAGUUGAACCCAAAAUGGAGACAUAAUCCAGUCUAUUUAAAGGAAAAGAUUGGCUCGGAGGCCUUCUGUGUGGAGAAGCAGAGCAGGGUUGGUUGGGAGGGGUCUGGUGCAGACAGGGUUAACCCUGCAGACCUGUUCCCUGCACAUAGGGUGGGGGCAGAGUCAAAGGUACUUUGGAGGGGGCUACCAAUAGGGUUGCAUUGGGGUCUCCUUUGGAGGUGCAUUGGGGUGCCCCAUAUCACACCUCCUCCCUCAGACCAAUCCUGGAGCUCACUGCCUAUUGUCUAAUAGAACCUGUGACCUCAUUUUCUGGGGGGGAGUCUCUGCUCCCCACAGACCCCCAAUAUUGCCCCCCCUCGAUCCCUGCAGCCUGGAGGAGGGGUUGCGGUGGGGAGGGGGGCCUUUGCCACACAGUCACUUCAUCUUUUGAGGGCUUCCCCCAUACAGCCAAACUAGCAGAGCCCCCAAAUCACUGUGGUGGGUGGGUGGGGGGGGGGUCUCACACCCUCUCUCCGACUACCUUGGUGGUGUGUGGGGUGUGCAGGACGCAGGAGCUGAUGGGAGCUAGCCUGGCAUAACCCCUCCCCCCCCAACAUCCUGGAAUCCCAUGCCACCUGCUGGUGGCAGUCAGGAUUUCCUAUCCCACUGGGGUCCCCCCAGCCCCAAAUCCACUGCCUCGGGGCUGCCCUGCUCCCACCCUGAGCUCAUACAAAAGCACUAUAUUUUUUUUUUGUGGAGUGGGGGGCAAGGGAAAGACCUCCCCCACCGUCCCAACCGUGGUACCCUAAAGUGGGAGGGGAACCCAGACUGCCUCCUUCCACCCCUCCCAAUACAAAAUUUGCACCCCCCCAGUGGCCUCAACCCUUCGUUCUAACUUCCUCAGAAGCUCCCCUCCCCCCCCCCCAACCCUCCCAGCCCCUUUUUUUACAAUGUGUAUUCUGUGUCUGUGACUUGCAGCCGACUCUCGGGUUCGUGAUCUGUAUGGAUGUUACGAUAUAUUUUUAUCGUUUA
Alligator mississippiensis (American alligator) is the source of this 8866-nucleotide messenger RNA. It is a transcript of the gene PRR12, whose product is annotated as proline rich 12. NCBI's taxonomy places the organism in Eukaryota, Metazoa, Chordata, Crocodylia, Alligatoridae. Bases 206 to 6271 code for a protein of 2021 amino acids. The record is from RefSeq and is a predicted model, not a curated record. The transcript is spliced from 14 exons.